AGGUGAAGACCUUCGUCCAGGAGGACAUCCCUCUUUACCACAACCUUCAAAUGAAGCAUAUACCUGGUGCAGACCCUGAACUAGUACUUGUAUCGUCCCACUAUGAGGAGUUGGAGAGAAUCCCACUAUCUGAAAUGAAGAGACAUGAAAUCAACCAGCUCUUGAAGGAUCUAGGGUUUUAUAAGAAAGAAAGUCCUGAUGCCCCUGUGCCCCCAGAAUUCCAGAUGGCACCUGCAAAAACCAUUAAGGAAGAAACUCCGGAGGUUGAAGAUGGGAAGGUCAAGGUGGAGGAUACCAAGGAAGAAUUGUAG
Staurois parvus is the source of this 311-nucleotide messenger RNA. The record is from the annotation of a GenBank genome assembly. Lineage: Eukaryota; Metazoa; Chordata; Amphibia; Anura; Ranidae.